Molecule: messenger RNA, 2197 nt
Organism: Austrofundulus limnaeus
Lineage: Eukaryota; Metazoa; Chordata; Actinopteri; Cyprinodontiformes; Rivulidae
Gene: chrm3b
Product: cholinergic receptor, muscarinic 3b
Biological process (GO): saliva secretion; G protein-coupled receptor signaling pathway, coupled to cyclic nucleotide second messenger; positive regulation of smooth muscle contraction
Cellular component (GO): dendrite; plasma membrane; synapse
Molecular function (GO): G protein-coupled serotonin receptor activity; G protein-coupled acetylcholine receptor activity
Source: RefSeq, a predicted model, not a curated record
UGUUUUAUUAAAGGUGGAGCUUCAGGUUCAGUCACACCCCAGUUGGUCCACAGCUUCUGUCCCAGUACAGCCCAGUACAGCCAAGAUCCUCAACCAGAGACCCCACUGGACACCUGCAGCUUCAAAUGGGUCCUACCAGGAAUCAGCCGUACCUGAAACUCAUCGGACGUGGCACAACGUUAAUUAUUUUUCAAGAGAUGGAGGAAACUUCACUGAGUCACCAGUUAACAAAACUGUGCUGCCUGGUGAAGAGUUUGACCCAUUAGGAGGACACACAGUCUGGCAGGUUAUCAUAAUUGUGUUCCUSACUGGAUCCCUUUCACUUGUCACCGUUGUUGGCAACAUCCUAGUUUUAUUGUCAUUCAAGAUAAAUAAAGCUCUGAAGACAGUGAACAACUAUUACCUGCUUAGCCUGGCGUUUGCUGACCUGACCAUUGGCACGUUGUCAAUGAACCUGUACACCAUCUACAUCAUCAUGGGCCAGUGGGCGCUGGGACCAGUGGUCUGCGACGUGUGGCUUGCAAUAGACUAUGUGGCCAGUAAUGCCUCAGUCAUGAACCUGCUYGUUAUCAGCUUUGACAGGUAUUUCUCUGUGACCAGACCUUUGACCUACAGGGCCAAGCGUACAACCAAGCGAGCAAUGACCAUGAUUGGAUUAGCUUGGACCAUCUCUUUUAUCCUUUGGGCCCCAGCUAUUCUGUUUUGGCAGUACAUUGUGGGUGAGCGAACCAUCCAGCCAAAUGAGUGCUACAUCCAGUUCUUGUCUGAACCAAUAUUUACCUUCUGCACUGCUAUUGCUGCAUUCUACCUGCCAGUGACAAUCAUGGCAAUUCUAUUUUGGAAAAUUUACCAGGAAACAGAGAAACGGGCKAAAGAUGUACAACACCUCAAAGGAUCGGGUGUAACCAACAGUCCAAGCCAGGAUCAAAACCAAGGAAGUGGUAGUAGAAGGGAGGGAAAGGUUUCAGUUAGCAGCCAGAACAUUGCAUCAUCCACGCCUCAAAGGAUAAGCUCUCAAAGUAGCUGUGAACUGUAUCAACCUUCCUCACAGAGUAACAAACCCAACACCAUCUUGGCCCAAGGAAACAAAGUUAUGUGUGGUACAUUUUGUUUCCACUUUUCAUCUCUUCUCCCUGCUCGUCAUACAUCCAAGAGGUCCUACAACACAAGUGCUGUAGAAGAAGCAGAGCACAGCAGCUKUGACAACUUUACCAGUGAUCAGGUUGAUGCUUCUGGAAACCAGACUGUUUCAGAGGUGGAAGCUGACGGAGCACAGCCUUUACCAGAUAGUAUGAAGUCAUCAAAGAUGAAGAAAAGCAAGGAUAAAGAGCAAUUAAUAACUAUCGAAAGUCCCAAAGGCUCCAACCAUGUUGCAUCCUCUUCAUCUGCAAAUCAGACACCUGUGACCACAAGAGAUGUUGCACUGGCCAAACGCUUUGCUCUGAAAGCCAAAACAGAGAUGAACAAGCGCAAAAAUGAAAAGAAGGCUAAUGAAAAGAAAGCAGCAAAAACACUCAGUGCCAUCCUGUUUGCUUUCAUAAUGACGUGGUUACCAUACAACAUCAUGGUGUUGGUCAACACGUUCUGUCAGGACUGCAUCCCUGAAACCCUCUGGGCUCUUGGCUACUGGUUGUGUUACGUUAACAGCACAGUCAACCCUAUGUGCUACGCUCUAUGUAACAAAACAUUUCGCACAACUUUUAGGGAUAUUUUGUUAUGCCAGUGGAGGCAACAGAAGAAAAACUGUAGCUUUCAACAAAAACAGGCUGCUGUGUUCCGAAAGAGAGACUCAAGGUGACUUUCAGUUCAAAAGAUUUAUUAGGUAAAAUACAUAACUUUAUGCUUGCAUGGAUUAUUGCAAGUGUUACUAUUUUUAUCAAGAGAUGGUGAAGGAUGCUUUGUUAGUGUAUGUGAAAUGGCAUCCAAGAAGAGGUUUUAAAUUGGAGUUCCAAAAUAAUGUUCACAGAUAUUUAUCAAAAUAAAAUAUGAGCUCUAAGAUAGCUUGGGCUUUUCUAAAAGCAAGUUACAAAUUUGCAAWGGGGCUAAAACAAAAUUAAGGUAAUUAUUUGGAAAUUUUGAGAAAUUGCUGCACUGAUAUCCUUCAAAAUAUCUUCCAGGUUUUUCUGAAACAACUUUCAUCAAUGACAUCCCACCAUAUUAUUUUAAACAAAUAAAGGUUGGGUGGUUGAUUGGUUGG